UAGCACAUUUUCGCUAGUGCCACGACUGCCGACGAUCGGGACACCACUGGUCCCGCUCCCCGCUACACGCCAUCAACAAAGGCUGGAGCAGCAGCCAUAAUAUAUGAUAAUUGGAGCCAGAGCCAAAGCCACUGGCAUGGCAGUGUAGUGUAGCGUAACAUUUGCCACUAGGCCGCCCCCGUAAAUUGACUUGUGGCUUGACAUUUUCAGUGCUGCUGCGGAUGAAGCGGACUGUGAACUGUGAUUGAACAGUGGCCAGUGGCCGGGAGAAAUGCAGCUGUGACUAUGCGACAACAAACGAUCUCACCAGAAGAUCCAACUACCACCAGCACCAACCCCAGCAGCAGCGCUAGCUAAAAAUUAAGGCUCUACUCCGCUUAGCCGAGCAGCAGUGCGUGUGCAUCGGGUCACAGAUAGGCGGCACACGUCCAGCCAACUAAUCAACGUAGCAACCAACCAACCAACAAGAAGCGGCUGAGCAGAACCAACCAAUGUUGCUAGUGCGGCAGCUGUUUGGCGCAUCGGCAAACUCAUGGGUGCGAGCCCUUGUCAUCUUUGUGCUGGCCUGGGUGGCACUCGUCUACGUGUUCGUGGUGAAGCUGACCAGCACACAGAGCCAGCAGGCGACGGGAGAGAACGAGAUCAGUGCGCGCCGCAUCACCCAGGCCCUGCAGCUGCUCGAGCACACGAAGCAGCGCAACGCGGAGCUCAAGCAGCUUAUUGAUGAGUUGAUGAGCGACCAACUGGACAAACAGAGCGCCCUGAAGCUAGUACAAAAGUUGGAGAACGAUCCACUGAACCCAAAGCAGGGGCUGGAGAGUCUGGGGGCGGAGCCCGAGGGGUUCUUUGAUUCUGCACCGGCAGAUCUGAGGGGUUGGAACAAUGGCGAAGGUGGAAACGAUCCGCAGGCAGAUCUCUUGGCAGGUGACGAUCUGGUGCAUGGCGAACCCAGUCUGGAGUACGAGUUUACGAGGCGACGCAUCCAGACGAACAUUGGGGAGAUCUGGAACUACUUCAGCAGCGAGCUGGCGAAGAUCAGCAAGGUGGUGGCCAGCAAGGGGCACAAAGAGUUGGAGGAGUCCAUCAGCCAGGUGCUGGUGCAGGGUGCAGAGCACAAGCGAUCGCUCCUCAGCGACAUGGAGCACAUGCGUCGCUCGGACGGCUACGAGACCUGGCGCCACAAGGAGGCCAGAGACUUGAGCGACUUGGUACAGCGGCGUCUCAACCACCUGCAGAAUCCCAGCGACUGUCAAAAUGCUCGCAAGCUGGUCUGCAAGCUCAACAAGGGCUGUGGCUAUGGCUGUCAGCUUCACCAUGUGGUUUACUGCUUUAUUGUUGCGUAUGCCACGGAGCGCACCAUGAUCCUCAAGUCGCGUGGCUGGCGCUAUCACAAGGGUGGCUGGGAGGAGGUUUUCCAGCCGAUCUCGAAGGGUUGCCACAUCGCGGGCACCGCCAAUGCCUACAACUGGCCGGGCAAGCCCAAUACUCAGGUCCUGGUGCUGCCGAUCAUUGACUCGCUGAUGCCGCGACCGCCGUACCUGCCGUUGGCCGUGCCCGAGGAUCUGGCGCCGCGUCUCAAGCGACUGCACGGUGAUCCCAUUGUCUGGUGGGUGGGCCAGUUCCUGAAGUACCUUCUGCGACCGCAACAGCCGACGCGCGAAUUCCUCUUCGCCGGCAUGCGAAACCUGGGCUUUGAGCGUCCCAUUGUGGGCGUUCAUGUGCGUCGCACGGAUAAGGUGGGUACGGAGGCGGCAUGCCAUAGCAUCGGGGAGUACAUGACUCAUGUGGAGGACUACUACCGAACGCUGGAGAUCAACGGGAGCAGCGUGGUGCGACGCGUCUUUCUAGCCUCGGACGAUGCCAACGUCAUCGAAGAGGCACGCGAAAAGUAUCCGCACUAUCAGAUCAUCGGUGAUCCAGAGGUGGCUCGCAUGGCGUCCGUCUCCACGCGCUACACGGACACAGCUCUCAACGGGAUCAUACUGGACAUCCAUCUGCUGUCCAUGUCCGACCAUCUGGUGUGCACCUUCUCCUCGCAAGUCUGCCGCACGGCGUACGAGAUCAUGCAGACCAUGUACCCGGAUGCCUCGCAUCGCUUCAAAUCGCUGGACGACAUCUACUAUUACGGCGGUCAGAAUGCUCACAAUCGUCGUGUGGUCAUCGCCCACAGUCCGCGCACCCACGAGGAUCUUCAGCUGCGUGUCGACGAUCUAGUAUCGGUGGCUGGCAAUCACUGGGACGGCAACUCCAAGGGCAAGAACACGCGCACCAAUCAGGUCGGUCUCUUUCCCUCCUUCAAGGUGGAGGAGAAAAUUGAUACCGCCAAGCUGCCCCUAUAUCCGGGUAUCUAGUUCCAGUUAAAGUUACAAAUCCCAACGCAUCUUCAACCAUCGACCAGUGGCAAAUGUUGUUGACUAACGUUUUGUGCCACCGAUCGCCAGUUGUUCCCCAAUUAGGUUUACUUUUUGGAGAAUCUCUUCUGCCGCAUUCCGACCUGGAAGCUGUGGUGCUGCAAGUUCAAGUUCAAAUUUAGAUACAGAAUCUAUGGAAUGUGGAAUCUCGUAAUGUGGAGUGUGGAAUCUCCAGUCCGAUUGCUCUCUCAAUGCACACACACACACAUACACACACAUACACACAUAUACACACACAACACACACAACACACACUGUCUCCUCACUUGACCUUGGUGUAUGUUCCCGCUAGGUUCCUGUUGCACUCACACCGUUGGUGCGCACUCACUUAUCUCGAUUCUUAUUUAAUUCUGCAUUUUUUGUAAAGCCUUUUAUUAUUAUAUUAUAAGUCGAAGCCGAAGAAAUUAUGAUGACAAGAUUGUAAAAGUCCUUUUUUAUUACAUUGUAAAUCGUAGCCGAAGAAACAUUGAUGACAAGCAAAAACCCAUAAAUACUUAUACAUAUAUAAAAAAAUUAUAUAUAUAAAUAGGAGCAGUGCAGUGCAUGUAGGGUUCAGUAAGCGCAAUAUAGUGUAACCUCUGUAAAAUAAAACAAAAACACAGUCUACGUAAACACAAUCGUCAAUAGAA
This is a messenger RNA of Drosophila guanche, 3040 nucleotides long. RefSeq names its product alpha-(1,6)-fucosyltransferase (gene FucT6). Gene Ontology annotation, cellular component: Golgi cisterna membrane. The transcript has 4 exons. Lineage: Eukaryota; Metazoa; Arthropoda; Insecta; Diptera; Drosophilidae. Gene Ontology annotation, molecular function: glycoprotein 6-alpha-L-fucosyltransferase activity; protein binding. The coding region runs from base 492 to 2351 and encodes 619 amino acids. Gene Ontology annotation, biological process: protein N-linked glycosylation. The record is from RefSeq and is a predicted model, not a curated record.